CAUCCCCCCUCUCUCUCUAACGAUGAUAAUUGGAACAAAGCCACCUGAUUCGCGGCUCGACAACGGAGGAUGACUGGGUUUAUGGGACAUCAAGAUUCAAGGCUAGUGCGUCACGGGCUCACGGCUGGUGGAGACGUGCGAUGGGGUUGGUAGAGGCGGCCGGCGGGACAACUGCAACAGGAGUGGCGGAGGCGGUCAGCGGAGCUUGUGGCUACGACAGUUUUGGCUGGAGGGAGGGGAUGGUAGAAAUAGGCUUUAACUGGAGGGAGGAAAGGAUAGAAUUAGGGUUUGGAUAGAAUAUAUAGAAUAAUCAGAUGUGGUCUUUUUUUGUUUCCAAAAUUACCCUGAAAUAAUUUUAACCGUGAGAUUAAAAAAAGGGGAAAAAAGAAAAAUGAAUGGGGGAUACUGAAGUAGCCACGGUGGCUACUAGAAUUCUAGUAAUCACGCUAUCCCAUUCCUUUUGUGACCUUGUCUCCUCUGCCUGGGCGAGUGCUGAUGACUAUUGAGUGCGCAUCUCGGACUCCACUCUCCAAUCGCCAUCGGCCAAUCCUUUCGACCAAUUGAAUUCAGUCCAACUACAACAUUUAACUUCAACACCCUAACUUUAUACUUAAAUCCAAUAAAAAACAUCAACAUUAACUUUUAAGUUCAUGAAAUAAAUCAUAAUUAAUUUUUUAUUAAUUAAAUCUAUUAAAACAAUAUCAUUCGUUAAUAUGUCAAAAAUUGAUCAUGCCAAUCAUACGAUGAUAUUCACGCUAGUUUCAUAACCAGAACCGAUUGAAUCUGGUCCAACCGGCCGACAUUCCACCAUGAGCUUCACUCAACGCGUCCCAUUCCCACUGGAUCAGCACGUGCAGAACAGCCAAGCAUUCCUCUCUCUCUGCUUCCCCCCACUUUCCCUCUUCCCCCGCGGUUAAAACAACCUUCAUCCAAAUACACAAGCCAAAAGAAAGGAGAAAACAAAAAAGGAAAAGGAAAAGGAAAACCUAAACUCUGUCCCUCCGAUCUCCCCUCGCCUCCGUAGAUCUCACUUCACCGGCGACCUCCCCCCUCUCCUCCGCCACCAUUUCCGACUUCCAGUCACUGAGUCCUCAAACAGAAGCCAGCUCUGCACUCAAAUUUCAACUCAGUAGUCAAUUCCCCUGAGACACUCAACCUUCCAGCUCCUCUCUACUCCCAAGUUCAAUUCCGUCGAAUCAAUGAAUGCAUCUCCGGACUGAGUCAGAUCGAUCGGAAAUGGCUUCGAUCCGCCGCACGCUCUCCCCGGCGCACCACGACCGUUCUCCCUUCCAGAACGGCAACGCCGCCUUCAACUCUACCUCCUCCCCGCUCUCCGUCUCCAGCAAUGCUAAUAAAUACUCUUCCUCCUUCUCCGCCGCGCCCUCCGCUUACCUCGGUCGACUCCUCGCCGCCGCCUUCCCCCACAGACGCAAAGGAGGCUUCGGUAGAUCCUUGUACAGGUGUUUGCUCUUCUUCGUUUUAGGUUGCGUGUUAGGUGUCUUCCCGUUUGGCCAGGUCGAUAACGAUAUCCACGGCCAGGAUUUCUCGUUCGAGAUCAAGCCGACUCAUGUCAACGUCAGAUUGGACGAAGAUAUUGAUAAGAGGAGCAUCAUACUCGACGACGACUCCCCCAUUAAGACGGUCAAUUUGGGCCUUGAUGCUCAGGUUUCCGGAGAUGAUCCCUCCCGCUUCGAUUUUCUGCCGAGGAAGCAACUCAUCGUUGUCACUCCGACGUAUAACCGUGCCUCUCAGGGUUAUUUUUUGAGUAGGUUAGGCCAAGUCCUGCGAUUGGUGCGGCCUCCACUGUUGUGGAUUGUGGUCGAGAGCGAUGCUGCUUCCAUGGAGACUGCGGAGAUAUUGAGGAAAACUAGCGUCAUGUAUAGGCAUUUAGUGUGCACCAAGAACUUGACGAAUGUGAAGGAUAGAGGUGUUCACCAGAGGAAUGUAGCUCUUGAGCAUAUUGAGAGGCAUAAGCUCGAUGGGAUUGUUUACUUCGCCGAUGAUGAUAAUGUGUAUACCCUUGAAUUGUUCGAGAGGCUAAGAGAAAUCAGCCGAUUUGGCACUUGGCCUGUGGCAAUGCUUGCGCAAAGUAAGAACAAAGCAAUCCUUGAAGGCCCAGUGUGCAACGAAACUCAGGUGAUCGGUUGGCAUACAAAUGAGAAAAGCAAACGACUCCGAAGAUUUCAUGUCGAUAUGUCGGGAUUUGCUUUCAACACAACCAUCUUGUGGGAUCCAAAGAGGUGGCAGCGUCCUUUUAAAAACCCGAUCAGGCAAUUAGAUUCAGUGAAGGAAGGGUUCCAGGAGACCACAUUCAUAGAGCAAGUGGUGGAGGACGAAAGCCAAAUGGAAUCGGUGCCUUCUGGUUGUUCAAAGAUACUUAACUGGCACCUCCAUUUAGAUUUCGGUGGUACCAAAUACCCGGAAGGCUGGCUUCUCCAAAAGAACCUCGAUGUCAUUCUCCCGAUCUAAGGGGACAGAGUUCUGGACAUGCAGUUUUGAUGCCAAAAUAGGUAGGUACACACUCAUAACCAAAUGCAUCAAUCCAUGGUAGUUUUUAGUUUUGAAGUUCACACAGAGGUCAAAAUAAGUAGGAAGCAGAUUGAUGAGAAAUAAAGAGUAGCUUCUCUUGUCUUCUUUUUGGGUGCAGAUAUCCCUUGUUCAAGCGAGGAGGGAGUUGCUCUUCUGUCGAUCUCUUUUCAGUACUUGUCAGUGUUGAAUAUAUAGCAGGGCUGGGCUGGGCAGGGCAGGGCAUCCAUCUUAAAGGGAGGGGAUCCUCAGCUUCUUGUGUCAAAAAAAGAACAAAUACAAGAGCACAGAGACUGGAGAGAGUUUUAUUUUUUUGGGUUAGCAGAAAUUUUGCAUUUGUUGGCGUUUGGGACUAUUUUUCCUCCAUUGGUUUGAAGCUUUGGGGCACCUCUGCCCUCCAGGCGUUGUCAGAGUAAGAAUUGUACUUCAGGUCAGGAUUCGUGUACGCUGACAUGUGGCCUUUCUGCAGGCUUCUCCUUCUUCCUCCUCCUCGGGAAGAAAGGUUUGGAAUUAGCUCUUUGUCCUGGUCGUGGAACCUCAAUACUUCAUCCCAUCUCCUCGUACCAGUUGCAAACUUAUUUGUCUGCGAACUUGUGUUCUAUAUAACUAUAUUGUUGGCCAAUUUUUCGGCCUUUUUCUAUCUUGCAUUGCUCUCUCAGCCGUAUAAUUAAUUAUCAUGUCAUGUCGUCACUGGAGCUGUCUGGUGAACCGGAGACAAGUAAUACAACAAUGCAACAGAACAAAUUUAUCCAAUUUAUUUCCUACAGUUUGCAGUUCUGGUCUCGAUUUGGCAGGAAGAUUAACUUGGAUGAAUCAGCGGCAGAAUCAGCUUCCUCAAGCCCAAUUUCUCUAUUUUAGCCACCGAUUCUAGAGGUUCUUCGGGAACAUCGUUUCAAUCGGUGACAACCCAGAAAUCAGUCCUAUGACUAGAUAGUUCCCUUAGUUUCAUAGGUUGGCAAACCCUAGAGGUUCUUUGAUGGUGUAACAAUUGAUGUUUGGUUUAUAUAUGUUGAUUUGACUUCUUCUAUCUUUCUACUUGAUUCCAUGUUUGGUUUGUUGGCAAUUCGAUUGCGUGUUCAAGACAAGAACUAUCUUUAAAGGAGAUCCUCCUAUCCGACUUUGCGGAUAGAUGAGAUUGGAAAUGACAAUCAUUCACAAUCAAUUGAACCGCACGACUACUUCAAGGGAGAAAUCCGUAGGGUCUAUGUUGCAUGUUGGUUUGCAGAGACACCAUGAACAAAAGCAGGAUCAAACUUGACAAGAAUCAAGCAGGUCAUAUGUAGCCAGACUUAAUCAUUGAUUCUUGGUUACAUGCAUGCGUGUUUUUUUUUUAGUUCGCCUUGCUAUACUUAUUGUGUUGAGAUGUUUAUGUCUCGCAUGCAAUACAUGUCCAGAAAGCGA
Linum trigynum is the source of this 3927-nucleotide messenger RNA. The record is from the annotation of a GenBank genome assembly. NCBI's taxonomy places the organism in Eukaryota, Viridiplantae, Streptophyta, Magnoliopsida, Malpighiales, Linaceae.